AUGACAGUUUCUACAACUGAUACCAAUAAUAACCUCUUCAAGCCGCUGAAAGUCGGCCAAGUCACGCUUAACCAGCGUAUUGCAAUGGCCCCGUUGACCCGGGUACGUGCACAAGUCGAAGGUGCAGUGCCAACAGAUCUUAUGACGACAUACUACGAACAACGCGCGUCAAGCCCCGGGACACUGCUCAUCACCGAGGCCACAUUCAUCACAGAACGCGCAGGCGGGUACCAAGGAGUGCCCGGGAUCUGGUCUAAGGAGCAGAUUGAUGGGUGGGCUAAAGUUGCAGCGGCCAUUCAUGCCAAAGGUUCUUUCGGGUACGUGCAGCUGUGGGCUUUGGGCAGAACCGCAGGACCAGAGUACCUACAAUCGCGUGGCUACGAUCUGGUUUCAUCGUCAAACGUCGCACGGCCACUGGGUCCUAAGAAUAAAUUGAUUGGCACCGAUACAGUUGGAACCGUUCCUCGGCCAUUGACGGUAGAUGAAAUUCACGAGUACGUGCGUGACUAUGCGCAAGCAGCCAAAAACUCAAUUGAAGCAGGGUUUGAUGGGGUUGAGAUCCAUGCAGCCAAUGGGUUUUUACCGCAUCAGUUUUUACACGAAAACAUAAACAAACGCACGGAUGAGUACGGCGGGAGUGUUGAGAACCGGGCUCGGUUUACUCUUGAAAUUGUAGACGCAGUUUCAGCCGCAAUUGGUGCGAGUCGGGUGGGCAUCAGGUUUUCACCGUAUUACGUUGGUAGUGACCUUGGGGCCGGUCCUGGGACGUUGGAGUUGUAUGCAUACUUGCUUAAAGAGUUGGAGGAACGCGGUCUUGCUGAUGAAGCCAAUAAGCGGUUGGCAUAUAUUCACACGGUAGAAGGUGCAAUUGAAGUGCAUAAUUCAAUAGGAAACCCCAUUUUGAGACGCCCAUUGGAAUUUGUGCGCAAUGUCUGGACAGGUGGGUGGAUCAGAGCGCAAAGAUUUGACAGAAAGUUGGCGCUUGAGAUUGCGGAUGUCGAUGACAAGGUGGUGAUUGCAUUUGGGAAACCCUUUAUUUCAAAUCCAGACUUGGUUCGUCGGAUUAAAGAAAACUUGCCAUGGGCAGAGCCAGACUAUGAGACGUUUUACGUGCCAGGAGCCAAAGGAUAUACCGAUUACCCUUUUUAUAGCUGA
Molecule: messenger RNA, 1155 nt
Organism: Magnusiomyces paraingens
Lineage: Eukaryota; Fungi; Ascomycota; Dipodascomycetes; Dipodascales; Dipodascaceae
Exons: 1
Coding region: 1-1155 (384 amino acids)
Molecular function (GO): NADPH dehydrogenase activity; FMN binding
Source: RefSeq, a predicted model, not a curated record